CCCAUUUCCACCCUCCUUUAGUCCUUUUAUAACUUUUUUUUUGUGGUCCAUUAAGUCCUGCUGGAGCCAAAGCUUGACUUUCCUCUCCACACUUCUCUUUCUCGUUGUAUGUCUUUGUCAAAUUUCGUAUUCAUUCAUUUUUUCUUUAACUAGAGACAGCACGCACUCACUCCCAUGGCAGCAGAAGAGUGCCGCCCUCCUCCAACUCGAGCACCAACACCUCCACCCCCACAGCUACCGCCACAGCCACAGCCACAGCCACCAUACCAACAUCACCAUCUUCCUCCUCUCAAAGACACCGAACAAGACUACUACACGGACAAACCCCCCAUGGGGUCUCCCCACAAGAACGAUUCUUCAGCCGCCAAACGCUCUAUGUGCGCCUUCCUCACCAUCUUCCUCCUCCUUGCUGGCAUCACUCUCCUCGUUCUCUGGCUCGUCUACCGUCCCUACAAGCCCCGCUUCAAAGUGGUGGGCGCCGCCAUCUACUCCCUCAACACAACCACCCCGCCAUUCAUGUCCACCACCAUGCAGUUCACCCUCCUCAUUCGGAACCCAAACAGGCGCGUCUCCCUCUACCUGGACAGGUUCUCCGCCUUCGUGUCCUACAGGAACCAGGCCAUCACGCAGCAGGUCAUGCUGCCCCCCCUCCACCAGGACAAGCACAGCACCGUCUCUGUGGCCCCCGUCAUCGGAGGCACCCCGGUUCCCGUCUCUGCGGAGGUUUCCAAUGGUCUAAUGGUGGACCAGGCAUACGGAGUUGUGGGCCUGAGAGUGGUGCUCCUUGGCAGGCUGAGGUGGAAGGCUGGUGCCAUUAAGACCGCUCACUACGGCCUCUAUGUGAGGUGCGACCUUGUCAUGGGUUUAAAGAAAGGCUUUGUUGGUCAGGUUCCUCUUCUUGGUGCUCCACCUUGCCAUGUCGAUGUCUGAACAACUAGCCGCUAUACAAUAUGCCAUGCAAUGCCCUUCUCUUUCGACUUUUUUUAACUGUAAUAAAGUUACUUUUAUAUAUGUCUUAUUUCUCUUCUUCCUGUUCUUUCAGUUCUUUUGUUAUUUCUUUCGCAACCAGAAAUUAUUAUAGAGAUAAACAGUUUGUGAGAA
Molecule: messenger RNA, 1101 nt
Organism: Arachis duranensis
Lineage: Eukaryota; Viridiplantae; Streptophyta; Magnoliopsida; Fabales; Fabaceae
Product: NDR1/HIN1-like protein 12
Exons: 1
Coding region: 175-930 (251 amino acids)
Biological process (GO): defense response to other organism
Source: RefSeq, a predicted model, not a curated record